AUGCGCUCUGGGCGGUGGGCCCCGGUUGCGAGACUCGCGAUGCCGACCGCGGCGCACGCCAAUGUGGCUUCAAGGCGCCUUGGCUUUGCGCCGCGCGGCGCAGCCACAGCGAGGCACCUCGCGAGGGGGCCACUCUGCCCCGACGAGGGGAGACGCCUUCGAACACGCCGGUGCCGCUGGCCGUGCGGCGCUUCUGAGGGCGAUCGGUCGUUCCAGGAUUUGGCAAGGGAACUGGAGGAUUUGGACAACAGCGGGCUGCACAGCUUCUUGCAGAGACACAGAGACCGAGUCACUCUUGAAUUCCUCAAUUGGCUGUCAGAAAGCAGCCACUCGAAUGGCCACUUGUGGAGUCUUGGGGGCAGGCUCCUUGCAGCUCGGGAGGGACUAGAGCCCGUCAGUCAUGAGUGUCUCAGGGACGCUGUUGGGCAGCAGGUUGAGGAAAAGCUGGGCCCAGCUUCCUCAGAGCUGUUCAUGAAGCAGUCAGCACCACUCACUGUUGAAGGUCUCCAAGCCAUGGAAAGGCAGGCGAGGGAGCUGGAAAGUCUCACCCAGGAGGCUCGUCGGCGUUCUGUGACUCAGAUUGUGGGGAGGAAAAGGCUGAACGAUGGAAACAUGACAUCAGUAUCAGGCCUCGAUGUGGCAGACCGUAUUCUGGAUGUGCUGGUGGAGUUAGACAGCAGCGCAGAUCUCAAUGCGGCACUCGUUGACGCUAUCACGCCAGCAGACGCAGAGAAAGAACCCCAGGCACAGCGGCAUCGCGGCACCGCUGGAGGUCUGGACGACCACGUUCCAGAAGGCGUUGAUGAGGGCAGCUCGCCAGACACCGGGGGCGGGAGCGACACACAGGAGUUUCUUUCCACAACGCCGUUUCAGCUCUUGCGCGUGAUCGACUCCAGGCUGGCUCAAAUGGCCUGCGAAGAUGGCGAUGGGGCUGCUGAGAAGAAGUUGGAAAGGUUGCGUGAGUUACGGACAGGAGUGAUUAAGAACCUGGAGAAUGCAAUGGGCACAAGAGCUGUUGAAUGA
Molecule: messenger RNA, 1023 nt
Organism: Ostreobium quekettii
Lineage: Eukaryota; Viridiplantae; Chlorophyta; Ulvophyceae; Bryopsidales; Ostreobiaceae
Source: the annotation of a GenBank genome assembly